AUGAAUAAUUCCACAGUAGAAUAUGAGACAAGUAAUCUGUACUCUGUUGGUCUACGAAUAUUGUUGGAGACAUUUCGAACUUUCGGAGCAAUAAAUGAGGGUCCCUUGUGGGCGAUUUUCAAUUUUCAAUUUUUUUUUUCCCGGUGUCUGAUAACAGCAAAAAGACAGCAAAAUCUAUUCUCCCCCUUCAUUCUCAUGAUUAUACUCGGUGACUCCCUAGCUACUCCGUACAUGGCAUAUGUAAGGCUUGCAACUGCUGGUCGGCUACAUGCAUAUGCCUGUCUCCUCAACUGGGGACCGCAAGAAGAAAACAAGAACCCCAUGACCAUCGUAUUGCAAUUUCCUUUUGAUAGCCUUUGUUUGUAG
Molecule: messenger RNA, 366 nt
Organism: Blastomyces dermatitidis ER-3
Lineage: Eukaryota; Fungi; Ascomycota; Eurotiomycetes; Onygenales; Ajellomycetaceae
Exons: 1
Coding region: 1-366 (121 amino acids)
Source: RefSeq, a predicted model, not a curated record